UAUCUCAGCAACAAAGCACCAUGGGGAUGAACCAACUUAGGGUAUUUCACUACUCACUGAGGUCUACAAGAUACAAGUAGUCCGAGUUCAAAAGCGAUUUAUAACCUCAAGAGGUUCCCUCGUCAGCGGAAUCGAUGACCUAUACUAUAUUUCAGUUGUGAUCGAGCUUCCCUCAGAUUAUCUUACACCAUUUCUGGAACUUCGAUGCCUUGCUCAAACAGUAACAGAUGAACAGUCUGAAGGACUCUCAUUUUCUAGAAGACACUCUGGGCUAUCUACCCUUAUAAGAAAAAUAUAUUUCUAUUUUAAAUAUUUUAAAUUCGAACGAGUUUUUCAAAGAUUCUUUCAAAGUUCUACCUUUAAAAUAGAUCCGUGAGUUUUUUCUCUUUACUAAAAAAACGUCGCUUAGUCUUCUGCGAAAAUCGUAAGUCUCUAUCAACUUUCGUUUUAACGUUAUCCAAAAAAUAUCCCAGAGCCUUCAUUUUAAGUUUUUGACCUGCUUCGUGAGCAGAUUGUAUAAGAGGGGAGAUCCUGGUGAAUGUACUUGAUCUAAGCACUUGAUUAGUUGCCGAGUAAUUGAGAAAUACUACAAGUUUCCUCACUUAGUAAGGCCUAGAACAAGACCUUGGUAAGUGUUUUUACUUUCCAAAUUCUUGUUUAAGUACUCAUCGGGUAUCUCACUUGAUUCGAUUCAGACAAAUACUUAGAGAAGUAAAUUACUCUUUUGUUAUGCAUGACAAGUUGCAUUAAAUGUUGCAUCGUCAGUUAGUAUAAACAAAAAUGCAAACUAAUGCAAUGAAUUGCCAAAGUACCAUUCAUCAGUUAAGCGCCUGGCUCAAAUACAUUCAUCAGGGCAUAGUUAGAAGUGUUCACUUAAGAGUGCCAACGAUUUCAAUUUUGAACCGGAACUGUCAGGGCUCCUGUUCUACGUUAUAAAGUUAUCAAAAUGCUAUAGUGUCUGUUGCGUCAACGCGCAAUAGUUUUCCAGAAAAUUUCUAUCGUUCAAAUUUUAAAUUGGUUCUCGUUUAAAUUUCAUAUUGUAGGUAGAAUGUGAGACUGCACUGUACCACGACGAGAGAAAUUUUUUUCUCUUUUGUGGGCUCUUCUUUUUAUUAUUAAAAAAUUGAACGUACAAAUACUUACAUUUUUGAUCAUUGUAACUUUUGGUCAUGUUCGCUUUGAAGUAACCGACAAAUGAAUAUUGCUUUACUUUGUAUCUAACGUACCUGCUAAUAUGAAACUUAUAGCACAUCAAAAUAGUAUAUAUUUUCUCUUUUUCGCAUUAUGUUCAACUCAGCAUUUCUAGGACGGUAUAGUUUAUUAUAGAUUUUUUUUUCCUGUACGUGUCAGAUUAUAUCAUCGUUUUUUAAUGUGUAUAUAUUAAUAUGAAUAUAUUUCAUUUGCGCAUAAUUGUCCUUCAUAUAUGCACAUACUACAUCGUAUAAUUUGAUAGUAACCUCUUAUUUUACACGAUAAAAAGUUUAUUUAUUUCUUAUUUGUUUGUAGAAUUCAACGGGAGAUGCAUUUAAUUCAGUUAAUGAUCUAUAUCAUGUUUCGUACAAAGAAUUUGAAAAACAAUUUGGUGAAUUAGUUCAUUGGUGUGAUAAAAUUUAUGAGACAAUUACAGAACUUUCAUCGAAUGCAUUGAGUCGAUAUCUACGUCAAAAAUAUUACGAGGAAACUUAUCAACAAGGAAGAAUACGUAUUAAAUCAUUUGAAAAUUAUGCUGAAAAAUUAGUUCAACGUUUUCCAGAUUUAAAAACAGGAAUCAUGACAAAAAUGAAAACAUUACAUGCACAAUGGCACGAUCUUGAAUUAGCUAUAUUAUCAUAUCUGGAUGAAGAUUUUGAUAAGAUAUUAAACGAUCUUAAUCACGAAUUAUUAAUGUUUGAAAAUUGGCUAAAUCAAACGGAAGACGAACUUUGGAAACUAGAAUUUAUUAAAGAUAUACAGUUGUCUCAAUUGGAAGAAAAAAUUAAAUAUCAUGCGAAUCUACAAAGUGAAAUUAAAUCUCGAAAUAGUCGUGUAUCAUCUAUCAUUCAAAUAUGUGAUCGUUUAAAAAAUGAUGGCUGUGAACAAGUACCCUUAAAUUUGGCUAGUGAUCUUGAAAAUCGUUGGCAUCAAGCAUGGCUUAAUUCAGUUGAAAUACAAUGCAAACUUGAAGAACGAUUAAAAUUUUUGAGAACACUUGAACAAUUGAAUGAUUCAUAUUCACACAAUACAAAUCUAUCUCGUAUAUCCGAAAACGAUAAUAUAUUAUCAUCGAAUUCCGAUAGUGAACAAUCGAAUUCCUCCGAUUUAGACGUUAUUCCGUUUCAUUAUACCGAAUACGAAAAAAUUCCUAUUACUGCCGAGGAUAUUUACAUUUCACCAUCAUCUUCUUCAUCAUCUGAUAAACAAUUUCUAUUAGUUAAUAACGUAGACGAUAAUACACAGCUGCCAAUUAGACGUUUUAGUACCGAUAGUCUUGAUCUAACUCAAAAACUGACAAAUCGUAAACGUCGUUCAUCGUCCUCUCUGUUAUUAUUAAAUUCAAAAUCACCACUGGAGCGUCCGUCAUUUUCAAUUCGUUUAAUACGAAAAGCCAAACGCCGUAGUCGAAAUCCACUAACAAAAUCUAUGUCAUCAUCUGAUUCUCCAUCACUUACUGCUACAACUGGAGAAAAUCCUUUAUCAGGUGGUAUUCAUUCGUUAUAUUAUUCAUUAACUAGUAUUGACAAUAGUAAUAAAAGUAGCAGAAGUAGUAGUUGUCACUCAAAUGGUGCAGCAAAUAGAAAAAAGACGUCGUCUAAACUUGAUGUUGGUUACGCAAGUGAUGAUGAUGGGCAAUUAUCGUUAAAACAUGAGGAGAUGAUAAAAACAAGAACAUGCUCGUCGACAUUAGUCAAUUGUCAACCAUCAACAAUUAUGAAUGUCAAUCAGCCGAAUUCAUAUUCAUUGUUAAACGCCCGAAAAGCAUUUAGUGACUAUUCAAUACGUUCAAAAAUUAUUUUAUAUUCACCAUUGCCAACAAUGUCUUUACCUGUUUUUAAUGAACAACAACUAACAUCAUGGAGACAUAGUAUAACAAGUGCAUAUGAUACUUGUUCAAAUACAGGGGAUUUAAGUGCUACAGAAGAAAUACAACAACAACAAAAACAACCGAUAUUGGAUACUAAACAAGAAAAAAACGUCACACUACCGUUAUUAUUAGAUGAUACAAAAGCACAAUCACCACCAUCGUUGUUAAUUUAUGAUAAAAAAUAUACGUGCCUAGAUGAAACAAAAAAUUUAAAACCAACAAUAACGAUAAAAACGAAUAUCCAUAAAAAUAACCAUACAUCACGUUUUCGCAAACGAUUUUUUCGUUCGACUAAAACAAGUAGAUUUAUUCCACAUCGAAUCGUAACAUCAACAGCGGGGAAAGUGGAUGGAGCUGAAACAUCGAGUACAACAUCACCCGAGCAAGACAGUCCAGAACAUAAAGUUCAACAACCGAAAACAGCAAUGAAACAUCGAUGUAUAUCUCAUUCUUAUGAUGCCUCAGCCGAAUAUACAGAUCCUGAGAAAAGUGAAAACGAUGUGGAUUCUGAGUAUGGUGGUGGUAUACAUUCGGAUCAGAAUCAUCGAUACCAACACCAUCAGACAAUAAUUAUUGUCAAUAGUAAUAAUCAGUUGCGCGAGCAAAACUUCUAUAAUCGAUAUACAACAACAAAUAACACAACAACAACUACAACGACCGGUUAUUCGUCAGAUAUUGAACAAACAACAACAGGUGGCUUAAUAUCGGAUGAUGCUUCAAUAAUCAAUGCAAAAGUAUCAACAUUUCAUUCUUCAAUAUCGAAUGAUAAAUUAGUAGAAGAAAUGAUUAUUGAUCAUAAAGUGAUUGAAAAUCGGGCAAAUUCAAAUAUUGAUACAUCAGUAUCGGAAGCUGUUCAACAUGAUCAAGUAUUGAAAUUAAAAACUCGAGAUAGCUGUGAAAAUUCUGAUGUUGGUGAAAUGAUGAAUGCAAUUGAAAAAAGUUCUGCAACCACGGAAGGAUCUGAACCGUGCUGGGAUAAUUAUCAGAAUCCGCUUUAUCGUCUCGAUUGCCUCGAUCACGACUCUAUAGAAUCGACAUUAAGAUGGGAAGAUCAAUUUUUUGAAAUGGAUGAUUGUAGUCAAGAUCAUGAUUAUCUACUAGACAAUAAUUUACCUCGUAGUAAAAUUCAAUUACCAACACAGAAAUUGUACAAGUGUCUUAGUGCACUUAAAAAAGAAAAUAAUUUACCAUUUCAAUAA
Didymodactylos carnosus is the source of this 4260-nucleotide messenger RNA. NCBI's taxonomy places the organism in Eukaryota, Metazoa, Rotifera, Eurotatoria, Philodinida, Philodinidae. The record is from the annotation of a GenBank genome assembly.